Molecule: messenger RNA, 1844 nt
Organism: Trichomycterus rosablanca
Lineage: Eukaryota; Metazoa; Chordata; Actinopteri; Siluriformes; Trichomycteridae
Gene: rab7a
Product: RAB7a, member RAS oncogene family
Exons: 6
Coding region: 282-905 (207 amino acids)
Biological process (GO): endosome to lysosome transport; phagosome-lysosome fusion
Cellular component (GO): late endosome; lysosome; phagocytic vesicle
Molecular function (GO): GTP binding; GTPase activity
Source: RefSeq, a predicted model, not a curated record
GUAAGACGCUAGCAGCUGCCGAAAAGAAAAGAGAAACAAGACCGGGCAGUAAGGCGAGGAAGAAUCGGUCGGGGCAGACGCGUUUAUAUUAACGAUUAGAAAAAAUAGCUUUUAAUCUUUUGACAAAGUUGGUGUAGUGUCAUAUGAGCGAAUUAUUACAUUUUCAAUCGAUAACAAACAAUAGUGACUUGGCCCCGCGAAGAGGAGUUAGCAUUUAGCUCAGCGGAUAAAACACUACCGUUCGACUUUGCGUCUGUUUUUCCUAAAUAAGCUGUGACAGAAUGACGUCGAGGAAGAAAGUUCUACUGAAAGUGAUCAUCCUCGGGGACUCGGGGGUGGGGAAGACCUCUCUGAUGAACCAGUACGUGAACAAGAAGUUUAGCAACCAGUACAAGGCCACAAUCGGAGCCGACUUCCUGACGAAAGAGGUGAUGGUGGACGACCGGCUAGUCACAAUGCAGAUUUGGGACACGGCCGGUCAGGAGCGUUUCCAGUCUCUGGGCGUGGCGUUUUACCGCGGCGCCGACUGCUGCGUGCUCGUCUUCGACGUCACGGCACCGAACACCUUCAAGACGUUGGACAGUUGGCGGGACGAAUUUCUGAUCCAGGCCAGCCCUCGCGACCCUGAGAACUUUCCGUUCGUGGUGCUCGGCAACAAAAUCGACCUGGAGAACAGGCAGGUAAACACCAAGCGAGCACAAGCCUGGUGCCAGAGCAAGAACAACAUCCCUUACUUUGAGACCAGCGCCAAGGAAGCUAUCAACGUAGAACAGGCCUUCCAGACCAUUGCACGUAACGCACUCAAACAGGAAACCGAGGUGGAGCUGUACAAUGAGUUCCCAGAGCCGAUCAAGCUGGACAGGAACGAGCGAGCCAAACCGUCAGCGGAGAGCUGCAGCUGCUGAAGACCUGCGGGGGGCGCUAUUGAUCACCCUCAUCCUCUCUGGCCUUGUGCCCCCUCCUUCUCCAUCCCUCUUUACAUAUCUCUGUCUCUCUGUCACGUCUCUUCUCUUUCCUAAUGUAAUCACUGGCUUUCAUAAGAGCAGCAGGCACCCUCUCCUAGAAUAUACACACACACACUACUUAUAGAAACAACGACGUGAGAGUGUUUUUCCACCCCUCUAUAGCUCUUAAUCUUAUCCUUACACCCUUCACUGGAUCUCCAGAAGCCCUUCAGUUCCACACACACACACACACACACACACACACUGUUCUGAAACACUCAACACUUGAAUGCUUGGAGACUUUUUAGAAGAAGCACCGUGUAACUGGAACCUGUACGAUGUGACUGCAGAUCAAUGGGGCUGUGUAAUAUAUCGGUGUAUUAAAGCUCUGUUGGUGUCAGGACUGUCUGCUGUCUCUGGUUUGGCUGGUUUAGCAGGAGGAUUCACGUAUGUACAGCGGGAUUUGAUUUGAAAAAAAAAACACAUGCAUGCAGUUUGGCUUUAUUUUCCAUGAAUAUAGGCUCGUACAAGUAGGCAAUCGUGCAGGCUGGGAAAGUGUGAAUAUGAUCAGUCACAGUUUAAAAUACGAUAAGUGUUCUAUUGUCAUGAAGUGCCCAGAUUAUCCGAUCCGAUUCUUCACCAUGCCUUGUGAGUCUUUGCCACAAUGACAAAGAAGCGCUCAGCAAACCCUCAUGUUUUACUUUGUUUAUUCUUAUGAUUUGUUAUUAUUAUAUGUAUCAUUUAUUAUUACUGAUCUGAAUAACAGAACACAAAAACGAUAGAACAGUGGGGGAAAUCUGAAGCAUUAAUUAACAUGAACAUUUAUUAUAGCAGAGCAUAAACAUCGUUUGAAAAUAAAUGUAUUUGAAAGUAAAAAAAUAAAAAACCUUGUUGAAUAAA